AGGUGGUAAAAAGUUUCCUGUGAGUAGAGUGGAUUUGUGUGUGGUCACCUCCCAUGUGGGAAACAUUUCCACUGUGCCGACGUAAACGGCCGACUAUUGAAGAGCAGGAGCAAGUGGCAAUAUCCCCUCCACCAGGGGAAAUAAGGCCUUCACAGCCAGUGUGGCUCCCAGAAGAAGAGGAAGGAUAUGGGGCAAAUAAACACAGCCCAGUUGAAUGGUCAGGGCUUUUAUUUAUUUAUGAGAGGAAGCGCGGCGAGGAACAACAAUGCUGUUCCCGAUGAGGAAAUACAGCUCCCUUGUGUUUUGAAGUGGGCUCGUCGUCGUGGACCUGGCAGCUGCUGACAUCAUGUGAACAGACCCAGACCACAGUGGACGGGGGCUGAGCGGCAGCGAGCAGGAGCUGCACCAGUGUGAUGCUGCUCUCCCCGUGUAACACUGGGCUCUGGAGGGUGAACGGAUUCGGAUGAAUCGGUCUCAAGUAGUUUGGUUCUGCUUGUAGGCGCCGGACAGCAAAGGCAGCAACUCUGAUUACUUUGGUGUAAUGAGAGCGCUGGUCAUGGACAGAUGAUGGACGUGGAGACGUCGUACUCGGACUUCAUCAACUGUGAUCGCACAGGCCGCAGGAACGCAGUACCCGACAUCGCAGGGCAGGAGAAAUCAGCGGCCAGCACCAGUGAACUCACCAAAGACCUGGCGGGGAUGGACCUGAAGGCUGCAGAAGGAGACCCAGGGGCCGCCCCAGCCCCUGAGGCCGAGGGCGCCACCAGCCAAGAAGCCCAGGGAAGUGGAGGUCCGUCCUAAACUCAGCCGGGCGGAGCCUGAUGGGGGCCGAGCCGAGGAGAGAAGGGUGGAAGCGGGAGAAAGUGGAGGACGGAGAGAGAGUGUGUUUUUCCCAACCAGACACGAGACACCUCGGCUCACUGCCGGCCUGGUCGGAGCGCCCGCUGCUCUGAGUGUUCGCCUUUUCAUUGGACCCUGUUGAAACAUGAGGACCAGAACAGAAGUGACAGUCUUCUUCAGACUCUGUUUGUCGUUUAUUUUCCCCGCCCAGACAAGAAAGCACAGAAACUUUGGAUUCACGUCUGUGGAGAUGGACUCAAACACUGUUCCAAACUAAUAUGGAGCCGUGUCAUCGAGUGAAUAUUCAUAAUCAUCUACGUGUCCUUUUCUUUUUAUGUCCGUGUGUGAGUUUGUGACCCUGUUGUUCGGUUUCAUCAUCGAGUCUUUUCUUUUUUCUUUUGUAACAAACAUAGUCGCAGUUAAAACUGUCGUGUGCGGACUUCAUAUUUAUUGCUAAAUGUUCAGUGAUAACUUUGUGAUAGCAAUUUUCUUUGUGUAAUAAAAUAACUAUGAACUACUGCAA
Molecule: messenger RNA, 1363 nt
Organism: Hippoglossus stenolepis (Pacific halibut)
Lineage: Eukaryota; Metazoa; Chordata; Actinopteri; Pleuronectiformes; Pleuronectidae
Gene: pkig
Product: protein kinase (cAMP-dependent, catalytic) inhibitor gamma
Exons: 3
Coding region: 565-801 (78 amino acids)
Biological process (GO): negative regulation of cAMP-dependent protein kinase activity
Cellular component (GO): nucleus; cytoplasm
Molecular function (GO): cAMP-dependent protein kinase inhibitor activity
Source: RefSeq, a predicted model, not a curated record